Staurois parvus is the source of this 417-nucleotide messenger RNA. NCBI's taxonomy places the organism in Eukaryota, Metazoa, Chordata, Amphibia, Anura, Ranidae. The record is from the annotation of a GenBank genome assembly.
CUCCCGAAGCGCGGCAAUCAGAGAUGCGCUGUGUCCCUUGGACACAGCGGAUCACCGAUCCACGGAAAGAGCCAAAGAUGUCGGCUUGGUCAUGUGAUCAGCUGGGUCCAAUCACAGCUGAUCACAUGGGAUAUGUACACUGAUCAUCAGAGCACUGAUGAUCAGUGUGCCCUGAUGAUCAGUGUAGCCCCAGCAGUGCCACCUGUCAGUGUCUAUCAGUGCCAGCUGUCAGUGCUCAUCAGUGCCACGUGCCAGUGCCCAUCAGUGCCACAUCAAUGCCACAUAUCAGUGCCUACCAGUGCACAUGAAUGCCACAUAUCAGUGCCACCUAUUAAUGCCAAUCAGUGCCACCUAUCAGUGCUGCCAAUCAGUGCCGCCUAUCAGUGCGCAUCAGUGCCGCCUCUCAGUGCCAGUCAG